Ornithorhynchus anatinus (platypus) is the source of this 675-nucleotide messenger RNA. RefSeq names its product gremlin 1, DAN family BMP antagonist (gene GREM1). Gene Ontology annotation, molecular function: BMP binding; receptor ligand activity. The transcript has a single exon. The coding region runs from base 1 to 603 and encodes 200 amino acids. Gene Ontology annotation, biological process: animal organ morphogenesis. The record is from RefSeq and is a predicted model, not a curated record. NCBI's taxonomy places the organism in Eukaryota, Metazoa, Chordata, Mammalia, Monotremata, Ornithorhynchidae.
AUGCCCCGCUGGGCCGGCGCCCUGAGCGCCCUGCUCUUGCUCCCGCUGCUGGGAGCCCUGCCGGUCCUCGCCGCCGGCCCCAGGACGGGCACCCAGGGCGCGCCGCCCCCGCCGGGCAAGGAGCGGCGCAACGACUCGGAGCAGACGUUGCAGCCGCCGCUGCAGCCGCCGCCGCCGCCGUCGCCCCCUCCGCCGCCGCCGGGCGGCCGGGGCCGGGGCCGGGGCCGGGGUCGGGGCCGGGGGCCGGGCCCCGCGGCGGAGGAGGUGCUGGAGUCGAGCCAGGAGGCGCUGCACGUGACGGAGCGGCGCUAUCUGAAGCGGGACUGGUGCAAGACGCAGCCGCUGAAGCAGACGAUCCGCGAGGAGGGCUGCGCCACCCGCACCGUCCUCAACUACUUCUGCUACGGCCAGUGCAACUCCUUCUACAUCCCGCGACGAGCGCGCCGGGACGGCGGCGCCUUCCGCUCCUGCUCCUUCUGCAAGCCCAGGGCCUUCAGCACCGUGACCGUCACGCUCAGCUGCCCGGAUUUGCAGCCCCCCACCCGCAAGAAACGGUUCACGCGAGUGAAGCAGUGCCGCUGCAUUUCCAUCGACCUAGACUGAAGCCCGCGCCGCCCACGCCCCCCGCCCCGGUUCCUUCGCCCGCCGAUCCCCACUCCCGCGGCUCGCCUCACC